UUGGAAAAACAUCUGCCGGAAGUGGAUUUUCUAGCUAUAAAUACGGAUAACUGUUGGAGCAUUGCCAUAGUCGAAUAGGACAGCAAGAUGAAACAAGUGAUCAGUCUAGUGCUAUUCGGAUUGUUCUGCGGCAGCGCAGUGCUGACUGACGCUAGCGAUCAGAACAAACCGGAUGGAGCGUCCCAAUCUGGCCGCAUUGUAAAUGGAAAAGCAGUGAGCAUUGUUAAAUAUAAGUAUGCCUUGAGCUUGCGAGUUAACGGUGUUUUCGAUUGCGGAGCUACCAUCAUUACUAAUUCGCAUUCGUUGACUGCUGCGCAUUGUGUGUAUAAGUAUCCGUCCGAUCCAUCACGCGUAACUUUGUAUGGAGGAAGCACAUCCACUUCUUCUGGUGGAAUUGAAGUCCCCGUGGUCAGUAUAGCUCUUCAUCCUAAUUAUAAUCGUAAGGCGUUUCCCGCUGCAUCGGAUUGUGAUGUAGCUGUCCUUACUGUUCCUGUGAAUUCCUUCAGCGGAAGGCCAAACAUGGCCCCAUUAGCGCUGCAAACCAAUGAGCUGCCGGUCGGUACUGAGUGCUUCGUGAUUGGAUGGGGACGCACAGGUAAUAAUCAACCAGCGUCUGUAAAUCAAUUGCGCUACGCCAACAUGAAUAUUGUGUCACAGAGCACUUGUGCUACAAUGUGGGCUGAAUAUCGCAAGUUGUGCGGGACAUGCAAGCAAUCUAUUACCUCGAACAUGAUUUGUGCCAAAUACAACAAUGGUGUAGACACGUGCGGUGGAGACAGCGGCGGUGCGUUGGUGUGCGGAAGUGGAUUGGCGGGAGUUGUGUCGUUUAGUCAUCCUAACUGUACUAGCGCAUGGCCAGCAGGAUUUGCUAAAAUUACUGCACCAAGUAUUCGUAGCUUUAUUCGCCAAUACGCUGAAAUCUAGAUUAUAGGAUUGUUGUAUAGCAGUAAUAAACAGAUGUGUAGUCCUUUAUUGCGUGAAAUUAUGUGUGUGUGCGUAUGUUGUUCUUCGUCUAUUUGGCAUAACGUCCUGCGCGUCUAAAUGUACAGGGUUUUCCAGAAGAAUAAAUAACGUAUACCAUCAACAAGGUCCAUGAAAGAGAACAGGCUGACCGUAGCAAUAGACGAUGCGCAAUCUCAGAUUGCGCAUAUAUUUAUCUGUCAAACGGGUCGGUUUGAUAUAUUUAUCUGUCAAAAAAUAUAUAUAUAUCUCGGACAUAUAAUCUUGAAAAUUUAUGCGCAAUCUUGGCGCAAUCUGAAAAUGUAUGGAAAUGACGUUUAUAGCUCAGGGUUGGCUACGCGAAAUGACUUAUGUUUUGAUAAAACGAAUAUAUGCGCAAUCUGAGAUUGCGCAUCGUGUAUUAAUACGGUGAAGCGUUUAGCGCCAUUUGACAGCGAGCCAUGGGAAAAUUUUGACAUUUCAAAUAAACAUUGUUUCUGGUCGUUGCUAUAGAUCGAAUUGGAGUCUUUUUUACUAUUUUGGACUCAUGUUUUGUUCCUAAUAACAUAAAUUCUAUGUUCUAUGGCUGAUUUAAUUCUAUAAUCUCUUAUAUCAUACGUCGCCGGGUACCAAGCAAAGGACGGAGUUUAAAAUAAAUUAGCGCGUGGCCACGGAGCUGAAAAAAUGUUGAAAAAAAUUUUCAACUUUUUCAAAAUUGCUUGUCAACUGUAAAAAAGAGCUUUUCUCGUGGCCGCACCAAAAACAUACACAAGAGCGACAAAAAGCUCCAACAUCUGAAUAUCAUCGAUAUUUUGUUUAAGAAGCACUAACUAGGUACAUAAAUCAAUUAGAAUCAUGCAUUUUAGUAUUAUUAUCAUAACAAUGGGUCACAACUGCGCCAAAUAGCUGUUUGUUUACGCUUUUUCACGAACGUCAAAUUUUGUCAACUUUUGUCAACUUUUUUUCCUGGCUGCUCCAGGUUACAAAAUUUUGACAAAAGCUCAAAAAAGUGACAAAAGCUCACAUUUUGAAAAAUUUGUCAGCAUUUUGUCACUCCCGUGGCCUUUCGCUUAAUAGAUAGAUCAACUUAAUCACUCAAAGGCGAUUUUAAAAGCCUGCACUGAGGCUCCAAGUCAAAAAUAUGACAAACUUCAUUAAACACCCGAAUGGAGUUAAGGGGGUUUCUAAAGCCAUAUCCAUUUCGACUACGGUUCAGGGCAAGUCACUGACGAGAACGAAGCUGAAUAGCAGGCGCGUAAAAGUUUAACUGCUGGAGUAGCGAUGGACAGUCGAUGUUACAUUGCAGUAAACCAGCCACAAACAGUUGUUGCGCGGUACAGCGUCUGAUGUGGAGCGGUUGCAGUCCGAGGAGCAAAAGUCGUAUUUCAUAAGAUGGUAAUCGACUGCCAGGUAGCCAAGGUAACAACCAAAAUAACCAGCUCGAGCUCUAUAGCUGAUUUGAGGCUGUUUAAUGAAAAAUCGUUCCGAUGUCGUACUUUGUGGCUGAUUAAGAGAUAAGAAGUACGUUGCGGAACUUUGGCGCUUUUUAACAAGCACUCGGUACUCGGUACGGUAACCUUGCGGCUGUUUGGCCGUAUGUGUAUAGUUCAUAAUGGAAAUUGAAGGCUUGUUAAGAUGAUGUGCCGAACUUUGUGGAACUUUAUAGCUUUUUAAUGUACGACAUCGGUACGAGGUGGCUCUUGUGAAAGUGUCAAAGACUGGUGCCGUAAAACAUCUCAUUGCUGCUGCACAAGUUAGAUAAGUUAAAUGAAGAAGGAAUAUUGUGUGCUGUGUUUGUGAUUUUUUAGUAGACUAUGUAAAAUUAUAUGGAGUUCAAGAGCUUUUAAAGUAUUAAAAUUAA
Messenger RNA from Anopheles coluzzii, 2800 nucleotides. Its product is annotated as trypsin beta-like. The coding region runs from base 88 to 924 and encodes 278 amino acids. Gene Ontology annotation, molecular function: serine-type endopeptidase activity. The transcript is spliced from 3 exons. Gene Ontology annotation, biological process: proteolysis. The record is from RefSeq and is a predicted model, not a curated record. NCBI's taxonomy places the organism in Eukaryota, Metazoa, Arthropoda, Insecta, Diptera, Culicidae.